AUGCACACCGUCUUUCGAAUCGGUGAAAUUCGAAAAAUUGAUAAGAAAAGUCCACUUUAUGAAGUGGAUCUUAAACUUACGUCGGAUGAUGACCAGCAACUUCAUCAAUUAACCGACCGUAUACGAGAAGAAGUCGACGGCGCUGGAUGGUAUCGAAUGGGUAAAUUGUUGCUCAAAAUAAGUCAAUUUAACAAGGCCGAAGAAUUGUACAUGGCACUAUUGGAACAAGCAUCCAACGACAGUGAUAAAGCAUAUAUCUAUCAUAUGCUUGGAAUGAUGAAAAAUGGCAAAGGACAAUAUACAGAAGCUGCUUCAUUUUAUGAAAUGUCUCUCAAAAUUGAACGAAAAACUCUACCAGAAGAUCAUCCUUCAUUGGCUCCUACAUACAGCAACAUCGGUCAAGUGUACAAGAACAUGGGUGACUACUCGAAAGCACUUGAAUUUUACGAAAAAGAUCUCGAGAUCACGAAAAAAGCUCUGCCUCCGAAUCAUCCCGAUUUGGCUAUUUCCUACAACAACAUCGGUCAAGUGUAUAACGCCAUGGGUGACUACUCGAAAGCACUUGAAUUUUACGAAAAAUCACAUAAAAUCUACGAAAAAGCUCUGCCUCCGAAUCACCCUCAUUUGGCUACUUCCUACAGCAGCAUCGGUCAAGUGUAUAGCGCCAUGGGUGACUACUCGAAAGCACUUGAAUUUUACGAAAAAUCACAUCAAAUCUACAAAAAAGCUCUGCCUCCGAAUCAUCCUCAUUUGGCUACUUCCUACAACAACAUCGGUGAAGUGUAUAACAACAUGGGUGACUACUCAAAAGCACUUGAAUUUUACGAAAAAGAUCUCGAAAUCACGAAAAAAGCUCUGCCUCCGAAUCAUCCCGAUUUGGCUACUUCCUACAACAACAUCGGUGGAGUGUAUGACGACAUGGGUGACUACUCGAAAGCACUUGAAUUUUACGAAAAAUCACAUAAAAUCCUCGAAAAAGCUCUGCCUCCGAAUCAUCCCGAUUUGGCUAGUUCCUACAACAACAUCGGUCAAGUGUAUAACAACAUGGGUGACUAUUCAACAGCACUUGAAUAUUCUAAAAAGGACUUUGAAAUUACAAAACAAGUUCUGCCUGAGAAUCAUCCUGAUUUGGCUAUUACAUACAACUGGUUCGGAAAGAUUUAUCGCAGUAUGAAAGAUUAUUCAAAAGCACUUGAUAAUUUCGAAAAAUGUCUCUCAAUACGUCAGAAAGCCUUGCCUGACAAUCAUCCAGAUCGAGCUACUACAUACAGUGAUAUUGGUGAUGUUCAUCGAUUAAUGGGUAAUUAUGAAAAGGCACUUGUAUUUCAUCAAAAAGCAUUAAAUAUUCAAGAAAAUGUUCAAUGUAAUCCUCUGGAAUGUGCAACGACAUAUAUAAAUUUAGGUGAAACUUAUCGUGAAAUGAAAGAUUAUUCAACGGCAUUGAAAUACUUCGAAAAAGGAUUAGAAAUACGUGAAAAGAAAUUACCAAAAAAUCAUCCUGAUUUAGCUGUUGUAUAUCAUAAUAUGGCAAAAUUAUAUUUGGCUACACGAAAAUAUAGUAUGGCAAUGAAAAAUAUUCAACAAGCAGUUGAAAUAGCUCAAGAAAAAUUACCUUCAACUCAUCCUCAUCUUUUGGAAUAUAAAGAAACAUUUGAAAAAAUUCGAAAGAAAAUGUAA
Molecule: messenger RNA, 1677 nt
Organism: Rotaria sordida
Lineage: Eukaryota; Metazoa; Rotifera; Eurotatoria; Philodinida; Philodinidae
Source: the annotation of a GenBank genome assembly